GGAGCCAUACAUAAGUGAGAGACCUCUUCCUGUUCGAGCCUCUGUCAUUUCCAACCAUCGACCGCUCAAUCGAAAGUCUCAACACAAUGACUACCAUGGAUCCCAAAGAUCAACUCCAUCCCUACUACCCCCUCAAUGCUCAAAUCCGUGGUUAUGCUCCCAACGAGGCUUCCUUACUCAGUAUCCUCAGUACUGCUAGCGUGGGCGCGGCAGCUUUACUGGGAAUUAUUUUCACCCUGACCAGUAGACUUCGACCAACGCUAAAGAAUGCCGACCGUCUUGCUAUCCUGUGGUUUGCUCUCUCGGGUACGAUCCACUGCUUCUUCGAGGGUUAUUUCAUGAUCAACCAUGCUCGUAUGGCAUCCGCGCAGGACUUCUUCGGUCAGCUAUGGAAGGAAUAUGCCCUGUCGGAUUCGCGAUACAUGACCUCAGAUACCCUCGUCUUAUGCAUGGAGACUAUCACGGUCCUUCUUUGGGGCCCGCUCUGUUUUCUGGUUGCAUACUUGACCCUUUCUCAGCAUCCUCUGCGCCAUCCAUUGCAGAUCAUCGUGUGCAUGAGCCACCUCUAUGGCGAUGCUCUGUACUAUGCGACCAGCUUGUUCGAUCACUACGUUCAUGACCGACCGUACUGCCGCCCGGAGCCUUACUACUUUUGGGUGUACUAUUUCCUCAUGAAUUUCAUCUGGAUUGUGGUUCCAUUCUACUAUCUCUACCGGAGUAUCCGGACAAUAACUGAGGCUCUUAGAGUCGUGGAAAAUACUUCCAAACAGCGCAAGGACUGAUAAGAGAGACGUACAGUGAGCAAUGAUGUCACCCGUUUAUAAACGGAACAGCAUCUAGAUGAGGGGUAGUGCUGGCUAACGCAGACCAAGGGCCUUGACCUUUCCCUGACCAUGCAUGCGUUUAAUCUCAAGAGGGCAUUCCCGCAUGAGAUGAUCUUUGCUUCGGCCGGAACAGCCCUCUCUUGUUGAGUCUCCAAUCAACAGCACCCGAGUGGGAAAAAGCAAUCCGCAUAGCCCAGUG
Molecule: messenger RNA, 1023 nt
Organism: Aspergillus eucalypticola CBS 122712
Lineage: Eukaryota; Fungi; Ascomycota; Eurotiomycetes; Eurotiales; Aspergillaceae
Product: EXPERA domain-containing protein
Exons: 4
Coding region: 87-782 (231 amino acids)
Biological process (GO): sterol biosynthetic process
Cellular component (GO): endoplasmic reticulum; membrane
Molecular function (GO): steroid Delta-isomerase activity; C-8 sterol isomerase activity; cholestenol delta-isomerase activity
Source: RefSeq, a predicted model, not a curated record